AUGAAGACCGUGCUCCUCGUCCUCUUGCUGGGACUCCAGCAGCCGACUUGGGCCAGCAAGCUGAUGCACUCGUACCACCAUGCGGACACAUCGGCGACCCUGCCGGAGACCGGCGAAGCACUCCAGGAGGAUGACGAGCAGAGUGAGGAGUCCUUCGUGGCGAGCAGCUACUUUCAUGAAAGCGACGAUACAGUGAUGCUGCAGGAGGAGAUGCAAGACGAUCUCCAGCAAAGUACCGGGGCUAUGGCUGUACUGGCACAGGCGGAGCGCCUUUCAGCCGAAUCCCGCCACCGAAGCCUGCAAAAGAUUGAAGCUCGGAUGCACGCCGCGGCAGGCGAGAACGGCGUCCUGGUGGUGUCCAGCCUCAGUGCUGAGCGAAACCCUUGCGAGGGAGUCGGCUAUCUGAGCAACACCUUCGUCCACUUGAACCACAAGGAAGCCACCUUCGUGUGCAUCCCGUGCUCGUCGGCUUGCAAAGGCGAUUGUUUUGGACCGGGCGUGGAAGGCUGCGGAGAGCUGGCAGAGCCCAACGCCAAGAGCCGACGGCAGCCCGCUACGCUUCUCCUGGAGGAAGGCAACAGGCCGUUCUCCCACAGCUUCCACGAGGCCUUCCUGCAGCAUUCCGCGGGGACGACGGACAUUAACGUUUCUGACACACUGACUGAUGACGUGUUGACGUGCAUCGCUGACGGGACGUGCUCUGUCUCUACGCUGGGUCUCACCGAAAGUGAUGGGCCGCUGCAGUACAACGGAACCACCGCCGUGAUCACUGUCAUGAAUGCGGAAGGGGCCGACACAGUUGACAUCUCGCAAUUCCCUUCUGGUCUCCAAAGGGCUUGGGACGCAGCAGUCAAGCGAGUCGGAUUGAUCCCAUAUUUGCGCGAGGAUAUCGACUCGGAUGACGAGCCGGAGGAGGUCCCCGUGGUAGAUGAGGCAAAAGAUGAUGGUGUGCUGCACAGCGACCCCGCUGUCGUCGUGGCGACGAGUCUGCUACAGGAGGACGAUGGCGAGUACGUGGAGACCCAUCAACAAGCAAAGUGCGGAAACUGGUCAAACCGCACAUUGGACCUGCCCACGUUCAACAGAGUGCUGCAAGGAAAGUUCAAGGACACGGCUAACAUCGAGGCGAAGAAGGCGGCGAGGGCUUAUGCCAAGACCUUCAUCAAGACCUGGCUGAACGAGCAGGACGGACCGUGCAUCGAUGCCAUCGAUUCGAUGAUUGGCGUGAUGCAACGACUCAGCCACUGCUAUGAGCAAUUGACUGCGGUGAAGAAUCCGAUCUGUGAAGCAAAGACCCACUACGUGAACGUCCGCGACAGCCUGAACGCCAUCCACACGACAUCCGGGAGCAUCAAGAGUUUGGCCGACAAGUUCGCCAGCUUUCCGAAAGUCGGCGACUUUGCAAAAAGCGUUUCGACCACCUUCAAGUCAAUUCAAGAUCGCACUAAAGACCCGCUGAAGAAGGUGAAGGAGUUCAAGAAGUCGGAGUACGGAGACAAGUUUGAGGUCAUGGACUGCUGCAUUCCCUGGUUCCUACUGUCGAAGGACGACCUAGACAAGUGCAACUUGCAUCCAGGAAAGAGUCACCGGUGUGGAGGAUGCGAUAGUGGCCUGAUGUGCAACGUUUACAAAACUUGCAAUGCCUUCACGAAGACGGAGUUGAUGAUCGACGAUUACGGAAAGAUCAUCAUGCUGCCCUUGAUCAGUUCGAUCGCAUUGUUUUUGCAAGAUCAUGGCACCUUCGCGUCUUGUGGAUUCAGCACUUGUGACCAGAUCAAAAAGGUGACGGACCACAUCCAGCAGAAGUUUGAAGUCAGUUUUCUUAACCAGUGCCCACUUACAUUGAUCGACUUCGACUUCCCAAAGCCCGACUUCCUGGUCGCAGUUGGCAAAGUCAUGGACAGUCUUCAGGACGUCUUGAACACGGUCGAGAGGACCAUGAACAAGGAGCAUUGCAUCGAGUACGACUGGCCCAAAUCCGAGAUUCGACACGCAUGCUCGCGGGUGUGUGUCAAGACCCCCAGAAAUGGUCGCCGCCGCCGAUGGUCUGGCAUCAGGUGGAAGAAGUCGUGUGCCAGGACAUGCGUCCCGUACACACACUUCUGGUUGGAGACAAAGCGACAUUGCUUCAGCGCGAAGAAAAUCCUGGAUGGUAUCUCUGGCGCACUGCAGGCCGCGUUUGGGCCCAUCUUGAAAAUCAUCCAGGACGCCAUUGACGCGAUUCUGAAACCGGUGCAGAACAUACUGGCUGGGAUUGUGGACGAGAUCACGAAGCCGUUGGAGAAAAUGAAGCUUGAUCUGCCUUGGCCGACGAUCGGAGACAUGAUUCCAGAAAUCCCGGGCAUCAUCGACCUGCAGUGUGGUGACAUGCUUAACCUGGCCCGCUGA
Messenger RNA from Symbiodinium sp. CCMP2456, 2388 nucleotides. Lineage: Eukaryota; Dinophyceae; Suessiales; Symbiodiniaceae. The record is from the annotation of a GenBank genome assembly.